Diaporthe amygdali is the source of this 993-nucleotide messenger RNA. RefSeq lists its product as uncharacterized. The transcript is spliced from 5 exons. The coding region runs from base 1 to 993 and encodes 330 amino acids. The record is from RefSeq and is a predicted model, not a curated record. Lineage: Eukaryota; Fungi; Ascomycota; Sordariomycetes; Diaporthales; Diaporthaceae.
AUGCCCUCGCCAAAACGUCCCAAGGCCAGCGUGGACUAUCUGGAUAGCCAUAUCAGCAGCGAAGAUGAGUCAACUCGUCGAAGAUCGGCUCAUCCACGUGGAUUCAGCCCAAAGCUGGAGAGAGGCAUUUCAGAGACUUCCCUCAUGAGACGGGAAAGCAAGGCCGAGGGAAGCGACAACCACGACAAGAUCGAAAGAGCCAUUCGAGACAUGGCAGCUCUCAACCUGGCUCAUCUUCGAAAAGCGGACACACACAUUCCCGCUCUCACGGCAGCACUCACGGACAUCAUCAUUCUCCCCGACACACUCACUCGCACUCACAAUCACACUCGCACUCGCACCCGCACUCUCAUUCCCACUCCAGAGACAAAGAUAAAGACGACCACACCGACAAACAUAAUCAGGGGCCUAUCCCAUAACAGCCGACAAACGAAACCCAAGCCCAAGACAAAUAAGAUGCCCUGGGAAGAUUUUCCGUGGGAGGACGCUGCCAAGGUCGCCUUUCAGGCUGGAGGCGUCGCUCUGAUGAAGGUUGGGACAGAACAGAUGCCCUGGCAAAUCAAGGGGACCAAGGUUGCGAGUGCUGCCCUCGGAGCUGCCGUCGUGGACCAUGUUCUUAAGCCUAAAAAGCGAGGUGGUGUCAAAUACGCGGCAAUGAGGCACCUCGCUGAAGUUGCGGUUGGUAACAUGGUGGUCAGCCCUGCGCUGGGGAAAAUGAGCGGGGGAGGAGGGAGGAAACGCAUCAGCGGCGCAACGGGGUCAACGAACACUGAUUUCAUCAGAACUGGGGUAGACCGAAUAACAAUUGAUACGGUGGGACUCGACCAGAUUUCAAUUGUUCUGUUCGAGUGGCUGCGUUGGUCCAGAGCAAAUGCAUCAUUCCAGGCAACAACCGCGCGGUCCCCACCGUCAGCACAAGCCAAGCGAGAUCGAGUCUCGAGCAUUAUGAACCCAAAAUUGAAACCUCAUUUCAGCGAAGUAGCAACAAACUGA